AUGGAAGCUCAGCGUCUGCUUUCUGGGUUUUGCUCAACCCCGCCGAUUCAAAAUACCAAAACCCAAGUCUUUGUAAAAUUUCCCCUUUCUUCUUCUUCUUCUGCUUCUUUUGCUCAAUCCCAAAAAUGGGUCUCCUUCAAAGCUUGCCCUUCUAUUUCACAAAGUGCAUUGUCUGGGAAGGUAUUUCAGUGUAGGAACAGUGGAGAGAGAAUUGAGUUCCUUCCUUCUGAUAAAGAAGAUUUGAGAAGUGGGAUUAGACGGAAAAAGCUUGCGGUUUUCGUUUCCGGUGGAGGCUCCAACUUCCGGUCCAUUCAUGAAGCAUGUCUUCAGGGUUCAAUUCAUGGAGACAUUGUUGUUGUAGUCACAAGUUGCGGAGGUGCUGACUAUGCAAGAGAUAAGGGCCUCCCAGUUAUAUUGUUCCCCAAAACAAAACUUGAGGCUGAUGGAAUAUCACCAGCUGACCUUGUUGCUACCCUUAGGAGAUUUGAGGUUGACUUUGUUCUCCUGGCUGGUUACCUAAAACUUAUACCAGCAGAGUUGAUACAAGCUUAUCCCAGAUCCAUACUGAACAUCCAUCCCUCACUUCUUCCAGCAUUUGGAGGCAAAGGUAAUUAUGGGAUGAAGGUCCACAAGGCGGUCAUUGCUUCUGGAGCAAGAUACACAGGCCCUACAAUACAUUUUGUUGAUGAGCACUACGACACGGGACGUAUCCUUGCUCAAAGAGUUGUCCCUGUGCUUGCCAAGGACACUGCGGAGGAGCUGGCAGAGAGGGUUCUUCGGGAGGAGCAUCGCAUAUAUGUGGAAGUGAUAACAGCACUAUGUGAAGAUCGGGUCAUUUGGAGGGAGGAUGGUGUUCCUAUAAUCCGGAGCAAAGAAAAUCCCAAUGAAUACAGCUAG
Molecule: messenger RNA, 897 nt
Organism: Prunus armeniaca (apricot)
Lineage: Eukaryota; Viridiplantae; Streptophyta; Magnoliopsida; Rosales; Rosaceae
Source: the annotation of a GenBank genome assembly